Sciurus carolinensis (gray squirrel) is the source of this 2169-nucleotide messenger RNA. RefSeq names its product lysyl-tRNA synthetase 1 (gene Kars1). Gene Ontology annotation, cellular component: nucleus; cytosol; cytoplasm. Gene Ontology annotation, molecular function: ATP binding; lysine-tRNA ligase activity; tRNA binding. Bases 112 to 1989 code for a protein of 625 amino acids. The transcript is spliced from 15 exons. The record is from RefSeq and is a predicted model, not a curated record. Gene Ontology annotation, biological process: positive regulation of macrophage activation; basophil activation involved in immune response; diadenosine tetraphosphate biosynthetic process. NCBI's taxonomy places the organism in Eukaryota, Metazoa, Chordata, Mammalia, Rodentia, Sciuridae.
GUCGGGCCCUCCGGGAAGAUGGCCACGGUGGAAGGGGCUGAGGUGAAAGUGGAUGGCGAGCCGAAACUGAGCAAAAAGUGGUGGUGAUCAUUAGUUCCAGGGUGUUCUGCCAUGUUGAUGCAAGCUGCUGUAAGGCUUGUUAGGGGGUCCCUGCGCCAAACCUCCUGGGCAGAGUGGGGUCAGAGGGAACUUCGACUGGGUCAACUUGCUCCUUUCACAGCGCUUCACAAGGACAAGCCACUUUCUAAUAAAAGAAGUGAACUAAAGAGACGCCUGAAAGCUGAGAAGAAAGUGGCAGAGAAGGAGGCCAAGCAGAAAGAGCUCAGUGAGAAACAGCUAAGCCAGGCCACUGCUGCUGCCACCAACCAUGCCAAUGAAAAUGGUGUGGGUUCUGAGGAGGAGAGCCUGGACCCAAAUCAAUACUACAAGAUCCGCAGUCAAGCAGUCCAUCAGCUGAAGGUCAAUGGGGAGGACCCCUACCCACAUAAGUUCCAUGUAGAUAUCUCGCUCACUCACUUCAUCCAAGAAUAUAGUCACCUGCAGCCUGGGGAUCACCUGACUGACAUCACCUUGAAGGUGGCAGGUAGGAUCCAUGCCAAAAGAGCUUCUGGGGGAAAGCUCAUCUUCUAUGACCUUCGAGGAGAGGGGGUCAAGUUGCAAGUCAUGGCCAAUUCCAGGAAUUAUAAAUCGGAGGAAGAAUUUAUUCAUAUCAAUAACAAACUGCGCCGGGGAGACAUAAUUGGAGUUCAGGGGAAUCCUGGGAAAACCAAGAAGGGUGAGCUGAGUAUCAUUCCCUAUGAGAUCACACUGCUAUCUCCCUGCUUGCAUAUGCUACCUCAUCUUCACUUUGGCCUCAAAGACAAGGAAACAAGGUAUCGUCAGAGAUACUUGGACUUGAUCCUGAAUGACUUUGUGAGGCAGAAAUUUAUCAUUCGCUCUAAGAUCAUCACAUACAUACGAAGUUUCUUGGAUGAGUUGGGAUUUCUAGAGAUUGAAACUCCUAUGAUGAACAUCAUCCCAGGGGGAGCUGUGGCCAAGCCUUUCAUCACUUACCACAAUGAGCUGGACAUGAAUUUAUAUAUGAGAAUUGCUCCGGAACUGUACCAUAAGAUGCUGGUGGUCGGUGGCAUUGACCGGGUUUAUGAAAUUGGACGCCAGUUCCGGAAUGAAGGGAUUGAUUUGACUCACAAUCCUGAGUUCACCACCUGUGAGUUCUACAUGGCAUAUGCAGACUAUCAUGAUCUCAUGGAAAUCACAGAGAAGAUGGUUUCAGGAAUGGUGAAGAACAUUACAGGCAAUUACAAGAUCACCUACCACCCAGAUGGUCCCGAGGGCCAAGCCUAUGAGAUUGACUUCACUCCACCUUUCCGGAGAAUCAGCAUGGUAGAAGAGCUUGAGAAAGCUCUAGGGGUGAAGCUGCCAGAAACUAACCUCUUUGAAACUGAAGAAACUCGCAAAAUUCUUGAUGAUAUCUGUGUGGCAAAAGCCGUCGAAUGCCCUCCACCUCGGACCACAGCCAGGCUCCUUGAUAAGCUUGUUGGGGAGUUCCUGGAAGUGACAUGCAUCAAUCCUACGUUCAUCUGUGAUCACCCGCAGAUAAUGAGCCCUUUGGCUAAAUGGCACCGCUCUAAAGAGGGUUUGACCGAACGCUUUGAGCUAUUUGUCAUGAAGAAGGAAAUAUGCAAUGCCUACACUGAGCUGAAUGAUCCCAUGAGGCAGCGGCAGCUGUUUGAAGAACAGGCCAAGGCCAAGGCUGCUGGUGAUGAUGAGGCCAUGUUCAUAGAUGAAAACUUCUGCACUGCCCUGGAAUAUGGGCUGCCUCCCACAGCUGGCUGGGGCAUGGGCAUUGACCGCAUCACCAUGUUUCUCACAGAUUCCAAUAACAUCAAGGAGGUACUUCUGUUUCCUGCCAUGAAGCCUGAAGACAAGAAGGACACUGUAGCAACCACUGAUAGACCAGAAAGCACAACCGUUGGCACUUCUGUCUAGAAAACAAUUCCAGGGCAUGUAAGUCAGGAAUCCUUGCAUUUCUGCCAAAGAUCAGGUCUGAGGGAAUUCUUGUAUGUCGCCAUCUAUUUGACCACCACAGUUUAGUUCAGCCACCAGAAGAGAGAUGAAUUAAGAAUUUCUUUUUACUCCUUGUUACCAAAUAAACCAUUUGUCUCUUUA